Messenger RNA from Purpureocillium lilacinum, 2421 nucleotides. The record is from RefSeq and is a predicted model, not a curated record. NCBI's taxonomy places the organism in Eukaryota, Fungi, Ascomycota, Sordariomycetes, Hypocreales, Ophiocordycipitaceae.
AUGGCGCCGAGCCGGGACGAACCCAAGGCCAGUAAUUGGUCGCAGCCUUCUGUGCCACGAGGGACACGCGAGGAUCCCCGGCGACGCUCGAGAACCCAUCUGCGACGUCAUCUGGCGGUCGUCGUCGUCCUUUUGUGCGCCUUUGUCCUCGCCUACUUCCGAGCCCCCGCCUGGACGGGUGCUCCCUUGCUCUCCUCCGACGCAUCAUUGCACAGCGUCUGGCACAACAUAUCCGGCGAUGCCCAGACAAACGUGUGGGCGAGCGACGCCCUGCCCGCUGGCGACUGGCCCGAGGACCAGUAUCUGCUCGGCGUUGGCAAGGCCGACAUCACCGGACCCGUCGUCGAGUUGAACAUGAUGGGGUACGCAGACUUUGCCCAGAUCGGCAGCGGUCUGCGACAAAGACUAUAUUCGCGAGCCUUCAUCGUCGGCGAUCUUCAUAACCCAUCCGACCGCUUCGUCUACCUCGUUCUCGAUGUCCAGUCCGGCGAUACGGCAGUGCGAUACGGCAUAAUAAGGGGUCUCCAGGCUCUCGGUCCCCGAUACUCUAUGUAUGGCCACGACAACGUGGCCGUGAGUGCGACUCACUCCCACUCUGGGCCUGGCGCCUGGCUCAACUACCUGCUCCCCCAAAUCACCAGCAAAGGGUUUGACAAGCAGAGCUACCGCGCCAUCGUCGAGGGCUGUAUUCUCUCGAUCCGGCGCGCCCACGAAAGCCUCGAGCCUGGGUCCUUGAGCUUCGGCAAGACCAAGAUCCCCCAUGCCGGCAUCAACCGGAGCCUGUACGCAUACCUCGCCAACCCCGCCGAGGAGCGUGCCCGAUACAACACCAGCGCUCAUGACGAUGGCUCGGUCGAGAUGGACAUGACGGCGCUCAAGUUUCAGCGAACCUCGGACGGCAAGAACAUUGGCGUGCUGACCUGGUUUCCCACGCAUGGAACUUCCAUGCAGGCCAACAACACCCUGAUCACGGGCGACAACAAGGGCGUCGCGGCAGACAUGUUCGAAAAGGCAGUCCGCGGUGGCGAGAUGGAAACUGACGACUUUGUCGCCGGCUUUUCGCAGGCUAACAUGGGAGAUGUCAGCCCCAACGUUCUCGGGGCGUGGUGCGAGGACGGCUCGGGGCAGCAGUGCAGCUUUGAGGACAGCACCUGCGGCAACGGAAGAUGCAAUUCCUGCCGUGCCAAGGGCCCGGGAUCCGAACAGGAUGACCACGGCGCAUCCUCUUGUCUCGAGAUCGGCAAACGGCAAUACGAAGGAGCUUUGCGGCUUUACGAGUCUCUGAACACCGAAGAACCCAUCAACAUUCAGGGCAAGGGUGUCAAGGCUUUCCACGAGUUCCAUGACAUGUCCAACUUCCACUUUGCUCUUCCCAACGGCUCAACGGUUCGGACAUGUGCUGCCGCUCUGGGCUAUUCUUUCGGGGCUGGAACGUGGGAUGAACCCGGCGCCUACGAUAUCGUCCAGCACGUGUCCACCAAGGCAAAAUCCUCGUUCUUCUGGAGGAUCGUCACUUGGCUCCUGAAGGCGCCUGGCCAGGAUCAGAUCGAGUGUCAGGCGCCGAAGCACAUCUUGCUGGACGUGGGCGAGGUGAUGCGACCGUACGAGUGGACCCCAAACGUUGUCGACGUUCAGACGUUCCGAGUCGGCCAGCUUUUCAUCAUUGUGAGUCCCGGCGAAGCGACCACGAUGGCUGGCAGGCGGUGGAAAGAAGCCGUGGCCAAACAUGGCGCCCGCACCUUGGCCGACGACCUCGCCGACAGAGAGCCUCUUGUCGUUCUUGGGGGGCCGAGCAACAGCUACACCCAUUACAUUACGACGGAGGAGGAGUAUGGCGUUCAACGUUAUGAGGGAUCUUCUACACUGUAUGGGCCGCACACACUGGCAGCAUAUAUUGACCGGACUGUCUCGUCGUUGCAACAUUUGCGAAGCCACAACGCUCCCGCGCGGAAGUUGGCAGCGUCUAUGGUGCUGCCUCCUGACAAUAGCAAUCGAUCUUUCAGCUUUAUCCCGGGUGUUCUCUACGAUAGGACGCCACGGGGCCUCUCGUUUGGCGAUGUCGUCACAGACGUCAAUGUCAGCAAGCUACGCUUUACGCGCUCUGAGACAGCGCAAGCCGUGUUCGUCGGAGCCAACCCGCGCAACAACCUGCGGCUGGAGCAAACGUAUGCCGCCGUGGAGUACCGCCCGUCGCCGCACGGUGCCUGGGAGCGCGUCCGCGACGACUCAGACUGGGAUUUGACAUUUCACUGGAGGCGGACCAGCAACAUCCGCGGCACCAGCGAGGUGACGAUUGCCUGGAGAAUCGAGUCAUGGGCUCCGUCUGGUGAAUACAGGCUGCGAUACUACGGAGAUUACAAGUCCAUCACCGGGCGCAUUACUCCCUUUGAUGGCGCAAGCAGGGCAUUUACGGUCUCUUGA